Molecule: messenger RNA, 3019 nt
Organism: Etheostoma cragini (Arkansas darter)
Lineage: Eukaryota; Metazoa; Chordata; Actinopteri; Perciformes; Percidae
Product: galanin receptor 2a-like
Exons: 2
Coding region: 424-2292 (622 amino acids)
Biological process (GO): neuropeptide signaling pathway
Cellular component (GO): membrane
Molecular function (GO): G protein-coupled receptor activity; peptide binding
Source: RefSeq, a predicted model, not a curated record
AACACUUCCUUGUAACGGACUAAUGGGGUGAGGAAGAAGAAAGGGACAGUGAGGAGGGGGGAGGUCUGCAUGCUCGCCUUCCUUGAAGGUGAGAAAAUCUAUUAACAGCUUGUGGCAGAAAUCCAGGUUCAGAAAGCCGCUCCCUGGAGGAAUGAUUGUACAUAGCAUGCGGACAUAAUGACUCCACCUAACUCAUCAGAUGUGAUCAAGACGGGGACCGUGAUUUACAUUUGUCGAGAAGUGCUUCUAUCCACACAGGACAGAGGAACCUGCAGACCACACAACUGAAACCUGAAAUUAUCUUUUUUUGGCAAGGAGUUCCUGCCUUUUUAGAUUCUGGUUUUGGUGUUUAGCUUUCUUUUUUGUUGUUGUUGUCUAUGAAUUAAUUUUAAUGAGGACCAAGGGACACCAGUACAGUAAGCCAUGGAUGUGUCCCAGGACCACCUGUCAGACUGGAGCUUAGUGCAGCCCAGCUUCUCUCCGCUGCUCCAGUACGACGGCUCUCAGGAAAGACUCAACCAAACCUACAGUUUCCACAGCUCGGUGAUGCUGUCCUCCACUUUCAGUUCCCCCACUGCCUCCCUCCAUCAACCUCUACCUUCUCUGCUCCCUUCCUCCCUCAUCUCCUCCCCUUUAUUCUCCACCACUUCAGCCUCAUCUUCUCAACAAACAUCCACUUUUGUCUACCAACCCUCCUCUUUUCCUUUGUCCUUGUCCACCUUUCUUUUGAAAGACUUGGCCAACUUGGAGAGCAUGCUGCUCUGGACUCUCCACGAGCCCAGCACAAUCGCUCUGACCAUCAUGUACUGUCUGUCUUUCAUUUUGGGAUUCAUUGGGAACUUAAUGUCCCUGCGCGUCCUCACCAACAGGCAGAGCCGGCGGCUAGCUGGUGUCAGCGCCACUCGCAGUCUGCUGGUGAACCUGGCGGUGUGUGACCUGGCUGUGGUGUGUGUGUGCAUGCCCAUCACCCUGGGAAGUCAGAUCUACACCGCUUGGGUGUACGGGGACCUCCUUUGUCGGGCGGUGCCCUUCACACAAGCUGUUUCGGUCUCAGCCAGUGUGUUGACGCUGACUGUGAUCAGUGUGAAUCGCUACUACAGUGUUCGAUCACCACUGCGAGCACGCUCCAUGUUUACCCGCCGUCGAAUCUUAGCGACUGUCGCUGUGGUGUGGACAGUGUCUUCGAUCAUGUGCGCUCCUAUUGCAGUGGUGAACCAGCGGCGGGAGAUCAGCUUUGGGACAUUUGCCAUCUUGGUCUGUGAGGAGAGGUGGCCUCAGCAUCGCCUUAAACAGGGAUAUAAUGUGCUGCUGUUUGUGAUGCUCUACUGCCUGCCAGUGGCCUUUAACCUCACCAUAGGCUUCCUUACUGGUAGGCGGCUUUGGGGUGGAAAAAAAUCCACUUUUGCUGAUCUCGAUCCUCGCAGCGAAGCUCUGCAUGCCUCGCGCUUGAAGACGCGCCAAAAGAUUGCCAAGAUGGUUGUGUGUCUUGUGCUGCUGUUUGCAGUGUCCUGGCUGCCGCUCUACUUGGUUGACCUUUGGAUUGACUGCGAGCAAAGGCCGCCAUCUUGGCUCCUGCAGACACGGCCAUUUGCCCAGUGGUUGGGCCUGACAAACUCCAGCCUUAACCCCAUUUGUUACUGUUUCAUAGGGGAUCUGUACCGCUCAGCCAAAGUUAUCCGGACGCGAUACUACCAGAAGGUCUCCGCUAUCUUUGGCUCCUCCUCUUUCUCCAGCUCAGCUGCCGUGGUGUCUCCUACUGCUGUGAUUACAGACACCAAAGCGACUGCUGCUGAACGCCACCAUAUUGCUGCCACCGCUGUGGCAGCGUCUGCAGCCAUCGUUGCAGUCCCCAGACUUUUAAGCUUGGCUAGAGGACAGGGACUCGGGCGGAAGGUCAGAGACAGUUCAGAUAGCUGUGCAGGAUCUGACCACAGUAUCUCAGACUGGUGUCGGUCCAGUCCCAGUGUGUGUGACAGCUCCUUGUUCCCCUGCCAGCUCCACACACUCCAGCACUCCAUACAAACAGCAGACCCUCUGCCAACAAGAAGACAUUCUGUGAUGGAGAACCUAGGAUCAUUACCUUUAAGAAUGGAGUCUGUGGAGAUAGAUGUGCUGCCUUUAAGGAGGCAUUCGGGGGACAGAAUCUGUAGUCUGUCAGCUGAUAAGAGAAACAUCAUUACCAUUGGCAGAGAUGCUCUCUGUUACUCUGGGCAGUACAGAAGCAAAACUUCACAAACCUACUAUCUGGUAGGAGAUGGGCAGGAUGAAACAACCGAUAUGACCAGCCUGUAAAUGCUGCAGAUUAUCUGAAGUAUCAGCAGGGCUAAAUUUUGGAACACUUGUCUGUCCUGCAGGCAGCAAAAAGAAAAACAGCUCCUGAUUCAGUUUGCAGUUGAUAGUGUGGGUUUAUCCCUUGCAAAGGCCAUUUUUGUCUUGAGGAUAAAUUGGCUUACAGACUCCUUCCUUCUCUGUGUAGUAUUCUCCAAGUAUCAUCGAAAGCACAGGCGAUUCAAGGUCAACGUUCACACCGAUGAGAUCAAGUCUUUGAUGACAGAUGGAUGGGGCAGUGAUGGAGUGAAGCCUGCAGGGGAAGAUCUGCAGGCUGUGUAGCCACGGGCUAGAAAGACAGUUAUCAGCCAGAAUCACUGAUUAAAGCUGUGCACCAUUACAUGCAAGUCAUAUCAUAAGUGAUUUAGCUGCUAGUCACAGUCGUGUCUACUUAAGUCAAUAACCCAGCACGGCACAUCUGUAUGAUUAGUUUAGUUUACUUCAUGUUAUUCUCUUUCUUUCUCAUUUCUUUGCUAAUGCAGGGACAUACUGUAUCAGAGUUUCUGACUUCUGUCUUUACAGGAUAAUGUCACCACCAGUGUCUCCAGUCUAUGAAAAAUGUUUACCGUAGCAGCAGUUGUUCACUUGUGCAGUCAUGCAGUUGAUAUGCCGGGAUUAUGAGACAUAUUGUAAAUGAAAGAGGUAAUCUAAAACUUGCAAUACAAUAUUUGUUUUUGUUUUGCACAUACCA